AAAACGACAGAAGAAGUGCCGUUUUAAUGGCAGUGGCGGCAAAAGAAGAAGUUCUCAAAAAUGGAACUAAUAAUUCCACACCAAUUUCUCUCCACUUCUAAGCUCAAGCAGUAGCUUGGUUUUCAAAGAAAGGAGACAUUUUUCCUUCUGGGUCUAUUGUUAAUGGAGUCAUUAACUUCUUGUCCAGAUUUCAAUCUAGGGAUUUUGAUGAGUCUCGACGACGAUACAGUCCAAGAAAUCCUCCAAAGCUACGACGGUUUCUGCGCCGCCGCUAAAUCUCUCCUCAACGGCUCCAUCGGACACGACUUCAUCUCUCACGUUCACACUCUCUGCAAACACGGCCUCCACUCUCUCGCUCGCGACUACUUCCUCAGAUCACUUGAGGAAGCCUUUGAGAAAAACGGAGCGUCGAGAUUUUGGCGCCAUUUUGAGGAUUACAGCAAAAUUGAAGAAGAUUUAGAGAAGAUUGAUGAGGAUGAGAUUCAACGAGUGCUGUGUAAAGCUUUGAAAGAAAUAUGUUUAGAAAAAGAAAAUCAAGAGAAAUGUUUGUUAAUGUUUGUUCAUGCUUUACAAUCCUAUAUGGAGAAUUUAUCUGAUGGAAAGCACAAUUUUGAUGCGGAAAAAGUCUAUCUUUUUUCAAAAUAUCAGUUAAUUGUUUCCUCAAUUCUUAUGGCCAGUCUUCCUCGCCAUUUUCCCGAGGUACUCCAUUGGUACUUUAAGGGAAGGCUGGAGGAGUUAAGUACAAUAAUGGAUGGAGAAUUGAAUGAAGAAAAUGAUUGUCGAGAUAGAGAUGAGAUGGAUUUGGAUGAAAAGAGUAAGCACAGAAGUGGUGAAAUGGAUAUUGAUGAGUGCUAUCAUCAAGAUAAGUUUCCAGAGAACAACAAGUUGGUGAGGAACAUUGGGAAGGUUGUUCGUGAUCUUAGAAAUCUUGGUUUCACAUCCAUGACCGAAGAUGCCUAUGCUUCUGCUAUCUUCUUGCUUCUGAAGGCUAAAGUACAUAAUCUGGCUGGUGAUGAUUACCGGAGUUCUGUUUUGGAUUCCAUUAAGGAGUGGAUACAGGCUGUUCCUCUGCAAUUCUUGAAUGCAUUGCUUGCCUAUCUUGGUGAUUCUAUUAGUUUUGACCAGCAUUCAUCUGGUCUCAAAUCACCUCUGGCUUCACAACCAUCUUCAUGCUGUCCUGGAACAAAUACUCCAUCAGAAGGACUCAUUAGAUGGAAAUUGCGGCUAGAGUAUUUUGCUUAUGAAACAUUGCAAGAUUUAAGGAUAGCCAAACUCUUUGAGAUAAUUGUGGACUAUCCUGAGAGCUCUCCUGCAAUUGAAGACUUAAAACAGUGUCUUGAAUAUACUGGACAGCAUUCUAAGCUGGUUGAAUCCUUUAUUUCUGCACUAAGAUACCGCUUACUUACCGCGGGUGCCUCAACCAAUGACAUAUUACAUCAAUAUGUUUCAACUAUCAAAGCACUCCGGACCAUAGACCCAGCUGGUGUUUUUCUUGAAGCGGUUGGUGAACCAAUACGGGACUACUUGAGGGGAAGAAAAGAUACCAUAAAGUGCAUUGUGACCAUGCUAACAGAUGGCAGUAGUGGUAAUCCAAAUGGAUCUGGAAACAGUGGAGAUAGCCUUCUUGAGGAAUUAAAUAGAGAUGAAGAUAAUCAAGAAAAUGUCGGAGUUGAUGAUGAUUUUAACACAGAUGACAAGCAAGCCUGGAUUGAUGCGCAACGCUGGGAGCCCGACCCUGUUGAGGCAGACCCAUCAAAAGGUAGCCGAAACAGACGGAAGGUUGACAUACUCGGAAUGAUUGUUGGCAUAAUUGGUUCAAAAGACCAGCUUGUUAAUGAAUAUCGUAUUAUGCUUGCUGAAAAACUUCUGAACAAAUCUGAUUAUGACAUUGACUCGGAGAUACGUACUCUAGAACUCCUCAAGAUACAUUUUGGAGAGAGUAGCAUGCAGAAAUGUGAAAUUAUGCUUAAUGAUCUGAUUGAUUCCAAGAGAACAAAUACCAACAUUAAAGCAACAAUUAAUAAGCAAUCUCAAAUAGAUGCAGAUGCAGAGUUGGCAGAGACUGGGAUUUCUUUGGAUAAUCUUGAUGCUACAAUCAUAUCUUCAAAUUUCUGGCCCCCAAUCCAGGAGGAGGCCCUUAUCAUUCCUGACCCCGUUGACCAGCUGCUCUCUGAUUAUGCAAGAAGGUUUCAUGAAAUCAAGACUCCUCGAAAGCUACUGUGGAAGAAAAAUCUUGGAACGGUCAAGUUAGAGUUGCAAUUUGAGGAUAAGGCAAUGCAAUUCACGGUAGCUCCUGUACAUGCAGCAAUAAUAAUGCAAUUUCAAGACCAAACAAGUUGGACCUCUAAGAAUCUUGCUGCUGCUACCGGGAUCCCAGUUGAUGUGCUGUAUCGGAGGAUAAGCUUUUGGAUCAGUAAGGGAGUUCUCACUGAAUCACUAGGGACAGAUCCUAGCAACCAUGUAUUUACCCUAGUGGACGGCAUGGUAGAUACUAGUAAGAACGGUGGUAAUAGUGGAAAUUGUGAGGAGCUUCUAGCGGGUGAUGAGGAGCCAGAGAGAUCUGUGGCUUCCAUUGAGGAUCAACUACGCAAAGAAAUGACUGUGUAUGAGAAAUUCAUCAUGGGUAUGCUCACAAAUUUUGGCAGCAUGGCAUUAGAUCGAAUUCAUAAUACUCUUAAGAUGUUCUGUGUGGCCGACCCUCCCUAUGAUAAAUCACUUCAACAGCUGCAAAGCUUCUUAUCAGGUCUAGUUUCUGAAGAGAAAUUAGAGCUCAGAGAUGGAAUGUACUUUUUGAAGAAGUAAUUAGCUGAGAUAAUCAUCUGCCAUUUACUAUAAAGUGUUUAACAAAUAGCACCGGUAAGUUUAAUCUUCGGAAGUUGAAGAAUGGCCCUGCCUGACUUGUUUUACAUAUAUAUUCUAAAAAUGCUAGGGCUAUCAUACUUUCCUGUUGGUUUGACAGGUGAACAGGAAGAAUUUGCUAAAAUUUACAGAGAUUUAGACAUCAGCGUUCAUCAUUAUAUGAAAUAUCUUUUUAAGGAUAUAUUUGGUUUUCUUAUCAUUUCGAACUUUUGCCGGUGUCUCUUGUCAACCUCAUCCUGUUCUGGAAUCAACAUGCUUCUGACAAGCUUUCGGCAAGAUAAGCCGGAAGAAAUUUUGGGUUGAUCUCAAGAAGAUUGUUCAAAUCACGCAAAUGAUACUCUUAAUGCUGCAGAAGCAACUGGUUCCAUGGUUGAACUCUCGAGGUUGGAACCCUGGUUUGAGGGCCAGAAACUACAGUUUGUAGAGGACUAAUUGAGGCUGAGGGGCCAAUGUUAUUAUUAAGGUAUCUGUUUAUUGCUGCUCCGACUCCCAUAUGAAGCAAAUGUGUUGUGAUAAUGUAAAUAUUCGGUAUAUCAUCUUUCUGAGUGUUUCCAGUACCACCAGCAGUUCCUUCAAUACAGUGAUUCUUUCUUCA
Messenger RNA from Theobroma cacao (cacao), 3454 nucleotides. RefSeq names its product anaphase-promoting complex/cyclosome 2 (gene APC2). Gene Ontology annotation, molecular function: ubiquitin protein ligase binding. Gene Ontology annotation, cellular component: anaphase-promoting complex. Gene Ontology annotation, biological process: ubiquitin-dependent protein catabolic process; metaphase/anaphase transition of mitotic cell cycle; protein K11-linked ubiquitination. The record is from RefSeq and is a predicted model, not a curated record. NCBI's taxonomy places the organism in Eukaryota, Viridiplantae, Streptophyta, Magnoliopsida, Malvales, Malvaceae.